AUGAGCUCGUCCACCCGCAGCCUCACCAUGCUGGUCAUGGUCAGCCUCGGUCUCUUCGCGGCCAGCAGCCACGCCGCCUUCCUCCGACCCAUCCAGCCCCGCAGCCCCGUCGCGAGCAGCCACGAUGUCGGCGAGGCCCAGGGCGGCAUCGACCUGAUGAUCCGAUCCGAGGACCAGUAUUUCGAAGAGGGCGAAGACUCGCCGUACGUCUACGCCAACAACGACGGCAGCAGGUGCGUCUUCAACCCGCCCCACCCGGACCUCGUCGACGGCGUGUUUGGACAGGUGUGCGACCGCUGCUGGGGAUACGAGUGCGAUUGCCAGACGGUCUCGGCCAGCGACUUCCACCGUCGCUGCUUCGAGGUCGACCCGCAGGCACACUUCUUCCCGCCCGACACCAGCGGCGAGGCCUCCCAGUCGCCGUCGUCGCCGCAGCAGAAGACGGACGGCGAGGAGCCCAACCUCGCCCGCCGUGACCCGGCACCGGCCAACCAGUACCUCAGCUACGACCAGUGGGUGCUCAAGAACGGCGCCACCAAGGACACGCAGAGGUGCGUCAUCGACGACGCCGACUUUUCGCUGAGCAACACCGACCUGGCCAAGAUGUGCGGCCCCUGCAACGACACCAUCUGCGAGUGCAGCGCCGGCUUCGACGACUUCUGCAGCGCCUGCACAAAGUACGGCGGUCAGUGCAACGCCGUCGACCAGGACGCCCCGAUCCAUCCGGCCCCCGCCGGAGGAGCUGCUGAAAACGACGCCGAGGAGCUGAAGGGCCAGGAGGAGCCGAGGAGCUGA
Pseudozyma flocculosa PF-1 is the source of this 795-nucleotide messenger RNA. RefSeq lists its product as uncharacterized. The record is from RefSeq and is a predicted model, not a curated record. Lineage: Eukaryota; Fungi; Basidiomycota; Ustilaginomycetes; Ustilaginales; Ustilaginaceae. The transcript has a single exon. Bases 1 to 795 code for a protein of 264 amino acids.